AUGGCAUCCAACGCUCAGGCCGCACAACCAUCUGGGCUCUCACAUUCAUUUAAGCACACCUCGUCACUGGCCAAUACCACCUCGACAACCCAGGCAAACAAUGCCACCCGCACGGUGUCGCCUUCUUCAGCCUCCGGCGGCGGGGACACUUCAGGCAGGAAGAUGAAGAGGACCGGAGCAUCGAAACCGCUCAUGAGACCGAGUCUUUAUGGAGGACAGGCACCACCUUGGGCGACUUCCUUACUGGGCGGAAAGUCAUUUACGGCGCCUGCUCCAUCACCUUCUACCCCAGCUCAAGCUCAGGCUCAGGCUCAAGCUGAAAGCAAGAUCAACACACCAGAGCUGGAAUCUGCUCAACGGAAAUCGGGCACUGAAGAUUCUGACGACAGUGGCAGCACGAGUUCAGGCAGCCCGGAACCAGCUCGCAUUGUGAGCGACAUCGCUCAGCCCGACCCUGAAGAUCCAUUAGCAGUAAAACUCGAAGCGGUACUUUCGGAAGGUGGUUCAGACUCGGACAUGGCGCGUGAGAAGAAGAGUCUUGCGCAGCAUGCCAAGAUCCAGGCUCUGCAAGAUUCGUGGGCCUCUAGUAACGCAUCUGGAGUUCAAUCGGGUUCUGCUGGACAGUUGGCGAACGGAAAGGAUUGGCUUGGUGAUACAGGAUCUGCAUUCGAAGCGUCGUCUAAGAGAAAGCAUUCUCUGAAUGAGAAUCUGGCUGGGGGUGAUGCUAAGCGGCAGGCAAAGGAUGCCAGCCUUCCUGGCGCAUCGACUAGGAAAUCGCCUGAAGAAAGAACAAAUUCAACUGCCACGGAGCAAGACUUACUAAACGUCCUCGGGCUUGGACAACCCGGUUCCAGGCUAGAUAUCCUGAAAAGCACCGAACACGCCUUAUCGCCGGCAGGGGCAACGCAUCAAGCUCAAGUCAUAGAAUCCUCAGACGAGGAUAUGGACUACGAGGAUCAAGCAGAUGCUGAUGACAUGACGGACGAAGACGAGGACGAAGACAGAGAGACUGAAGGAGACCUGGAGAUCGACACUACAGGCACGCCAUCUGCAAAAGCCGCCCUCCCGCCAUCUCAAGCCACUGAUCAAGAGUUCACAUUUACGAAAAACCCGCAUCCUCGCGGGUAUCUGCAAUGGAGAACGCCCCAGGGCAUAGAAUCCACCUGCGGCGCCAUCAUACCUACGAAUUACAAAUUUCACUCUGACCCAAAAAACCCCUAUAUCUGUCCAGUCCGCAAUUGUCGCGUCAUUUUUCCAAAAUGGAACGGGCUUGGAGCGCACUUUUGCGCAAAGCAUCGUAGCUCCAAGUUCAACGACAAUCUCGACGGGACCCUGUCAUUCGUGGACUACUAUAAGAGGGUAGGCACCAAGUACGCGGCCCCCAUCGUGGUCUCGCAGAAUCCCCUCCGGAGCGACGAGCCCCCCUUGGCGGAGCCAGUGACUGCAGGCUAUAAGCCGGUGUCGGCCCCAGCCACUGCUUCGAACCCUGUUCCGUGGGGCCCGACUCCGAAGCCUAUGAAUCCAGCCCCGUCCCGGGCCAUCCCCAAGUCAUACUUGAAGAACGAUAUGACGAUUAUCAAGCCACCUUCAGUGGCGCCGUCUCCGAGCCAAAGCGUUUCUGCCUCGGAUGGUUCGCUCAUUGCGUACUUAUCUGGCCAUCUUUCGCCCGCUUACAAGAUACCGGUAGAAAGGCCGGACGUGAAGGCGCUUCUGAAACUCCCCCAACGGCGCCCAUUACCUCAGACGUGGAAGUUGAAGUACACUGGCAUCGGACACCUGGCACCUCUCGCAACGGUUGCACUUCUAAUAUUUCUUACUGGUGAUAUUGCGACGCCAUGUUGCCACGUGUGCUACAAGCACAAUGAUCCCUUUGAGAACUUUCUGCAGCCAUGCGUCGUCAUGUCUGCCGCGGCUCCUGGGUUCUUAAAGGAGAUUGGAAAUAAGGCCUGCUCUGGAUGUCAGUGGCGGUCUAACUUCCGCAGAGAAAGGAACAAUUGCUCCUUCUUGUCCUCAGGCCAGGGAGCAUCAAGCCCACAAGUGACCGCGAUAGCACCCCCUACACGAUCUACGGUCGCAACCCGCUCCGCAUCUGCGACAACGGCUGCUGACGCUUAUGCCCUGCCAUAUCCUCCAGCAUCUCAACCACCUCCCAAAACAUCAACUCCGGUGUCUACCUCUUCCCUGCCGCCAUCCACGCAACCGGCGCCGAGCGUCCACAAAGUCGAUAGCCACCCACCUCCAAGCCCGCCGAGACGCACUACGAGGCACUCAGCGGCCAUCGCAAAGCCUCCUGCCGAUUCUAGAAUAUCGACGCCCGUCGGACAUGCCUCGUCGCUCAGCGGCAAUGCCAUGCCACCAAAUACCCUGGAAAUGGAAGAUUGGGAAGUUGCUCCAGGGCGGAUUCGUGAUGAACGCAGCGAAUCCCCGACAAAUGUAGCCUUCUCCAACUCCUAUCUCACGAGCAAUCAAGCUGUGACGGUCUCUGAGGAGAUAUCCUUCAACGUCAUCGUCAUCAAGCCCGGAGAGUCGCAUGAAUGGGCCGCCGAAUCAGAGAAAGUCCGAAUCUGCUCCCUGGCUGCGGGUAAACUUAAGGUGAAACUCGAGAACACGGAGCCGUUCUCGAUGGGCCCGAACGGUAUGUUCAAGAUGAAGCCCGGUACAGCGUGCACUGUUUUGAACCGGCUAUAUAUCGACGCGGUGGUGCAUGUCACCACUGUUUCGUCCUUUUAG
Messenger RNA from Colletotrichum scovillei, 2730 nucleotides. RefSeq lists its product as uncharacterized. NCBI's taxonomy places the organism in Eukaryota, Fungi, Ascomycota, Sordariomycetes, Glomerellales, Glomerellaceae. The transcript is spliced from 5 exons. The record is from RefSeq and is a predicted model, not a curated record. The coding region runs from base 1 to 2730 and encodes 909 amino acids.